Molecule: messenger RNA, 1630 nt
Organism: Glycine soja
Lineage: Eukaryota; Viridiplantae; Streptophyta; Magnoliopsida; Fabales; Fabaceae
Product: fasciclin-like arabinogalactan protein 1
Exons: 1
Coding region: 97-1344 (415 amino acids)
Biological process (GO): root development; shoot system development
Cellular component (GO): plasma membrane
Source: RefSeq, a predicted model, not a curated record
CCCUGUUUCCUUUCCUUCACUCUUCACUCCGCUGUCCUCUGUCGCCGCCAGAUCUCAGACGAGACUCAGUCACACUUUCUCUCUUUCUCUUCCACAAUGCAGCUCCUCCGGGCGGUGCUCGCGGCGGCGCUGCUCCUCCUCGCCACUCUCUCCGACGCCCACAACAUCACAACCAUCCUCUCAAAGCACCCUGAGUUCUCCACCUUCAACCACUACCUGACCCUGACCCACCUGGCCCCGGAAAUCAACGGCAAAACCACCAUCACCGUCUGCGCCGUGGACAACGCCGCCAUGUCGGACCUCCUCAGCAAGCACCCCUCCAUUUACACCAUCAAGAACAUCCUCUCCCUCCACGUCCUCCUCGACUACUUCGGCGCCAAGAAGCUCCACCAGAUCACCAACGGCACCGCCCUCGCCGCCACCAUGUACCAGGCCACCGGCAGCGCUCCCGGAUCCGCCGGCUUUGUCAACAUCACCGACCUCCACGGCGGAAAGGUCGGCUUCGGCGCCGAAAACAACGACGGCACACUCUCCUCAACUUUCGUCAAAUCCGUAGAAGAAAUCCCUUACAACAUCUCAGUAAUCCAGAUCAGCAAAGUUCUUCCCUCUGCCGCAGCGGAAGCCCCUGCACCCGCACCCACCCAACAAAACCUCACCAACAUUAUGUCAAAACACGGAUGCAAGGUCUUCGCCGACGCUCUCUCUGCUCAACCCGACGCGCUUAACACCUUCAAUGACAACCUCGACGGGGGCUUAACCGUCUUUUGCCCCCUCGACGACGCGUUCAAAGCGUUUCUCCCCAAAUUCAAAAACCUAACCAAAUCCGGUAAGGUCGCGCUUCUCGAAUUCCACGGUGUUCCGGUUUACCAGUCCAAAGCCACUCUCAAAUCCAACAACGGACUUCAGAACACUCUCGCCACUGAUGGCGCUAACAAGUUCGACUUCACUGUUCAGAACGACGGUGAAGAUGUUACUCUGAAAACGAAGCUCACCACUGCGAAGAUCACCGACACGUUGAUUGACGAACAGCCUCUCGCGAUUUUCGCUAUUAGUAAGGUGCUUCAGCCCAAGGAGCUGUUUAAGGGUGAGGCGGAGGCUCCGGCGCCUGCGCCGGAGCCUUCUGCCGCCGACGCUCCUGCGCCGGCGAAGAAGGGGAAGAAGAAGAAGAAGGCGGCUGAUGCGCCGGCGGAUGAUUCUGAUGCUCCUGCUGAUUCUCCCGAUGAUGCUGCUGAUGUGACCGCCGAUGACAGUAACGGCGCCGUUAAAACUAACGGCGGGAGGUACGGUGGUGGUGUUGUUGCCUUGGCUUUAGGUUUGGUUUUGGGGUUACCGUUAGUGCUGUGAUGUGAGUUAAUUAAUUAAAAAAGGGAGUUUUAGGGUUUAGUUUUUUAAGGGGAUUCGAAGUGAUAUUCCUUUUUUUUUUCUGUUUUUUUAAAUAUUUUUAUUUAAUUAUUGUCGUAUUUGAUAAUGUUGUAAUUUUGGUGGUGAGAGAGCGGGAAUUGAUACACUGACGUGAAUGUUUUUUAUAAUGUAAACAAUUUGUUUAAUUUCCUCCAAUGAGCGUGGUUAGUUGUUUUAUUCAUGAUAAUGUAGUAGAUGUUAAAUGGUUAUUAGAGAUUUGUGAUGGUAA